Molecule: messenger RNA, 634 nt
Organism: Penaeus indicus
Lineage: Eukaryota; Metazoa; Arthropoda; Malacostraca; Decapoda; Penaeidae
Product: pro-resilin-like
Exons: 2
Coding region: 101-382 (93 amino acids)
Cellular component (GO): extracellular matrix
Source: RefSeq, a predicted model, not a curated record
GCAGUUAAAACAGAACAUUCAGACGAAAUGGCACUGAAGGUACUUGCACUCCUUGCCCUCGUGGCCACUGUCCUCGCCAGCCCUGACAGCCCUCCUGCCUAUGGCUACGGUGCUCCUGGUCCUGCUUUCGGACCAGCCAAGUACGACUUCAACUACGCCGUCAACGACCCACCCUCUGGCAACUGAUUUCGGUCAUCAGGAGUCUCGUGAUGGAGACUUCACUCAGGGUUCCUACUACGUCCGCCUUCCCGACGGUCGCCUGCAGACGGUCAACUACAACGUGCAAGGAGAUUCCGGUUUCUUGGCUGAGGUCAGCUACGAGGGUCAGGCGCAAUACCCAACCCAGCCCCGUGCCUACACACCUGCCCCUACCUAUGGUUAAACGAUGUUGAUUAUGAUAUUUAUUGAUAGACGACUUUUGUAAAUAUAUAUGCUAAUAAAGAGCAAGAUUUACGUUGUAUUUUAAAUAGCCAUCAACAUAAUUUGGUAAUUGAUGCCUUACGCAAGUAAACAAAUGAAAUUAUUUACAUCUAGUGUUAGAAAUAACUUUUGCCGUCAAUAGGAUAUGCGGCUGAUAAUAUCUCCAUUUUAUACUCACUUGUACUUCCCUGUUCAUGGGCAGCAAAGUUUAGUG